GCGGACAUGACGCCAUGCCGCGCGACCUUACGAUGGGUAUAUUUUUCUGAAGCGCAUGAGAGGUGCGCGUGCGCCUGCUGCGCUCUGUAAAAUCGUUUGAGUGGCUUUCAGGGGAUGGUGCGUUCGCGUUGCGUUCAUGUAUGAAGCUUGAAGAGGUCAUUUUCCUGCCGGUUCUCAAAACCUCGCGGUUAAUGCGCUCGCGCUCCGUUACCGGCCAGUGGCGAGACGCGCACGAGCUCAUGUGGCUUACUGUGAUUUGAGUAGUUUUAUGUUUUAUUCCAGGUUUACGUCUCCGCACGGCUGCGCUGGUUUAGCUAGUUCAGGUGAGUCUUUGUUGGUUUGCGAUUGAUUCUGGUUUAGUUAGUUCAGGCUUAAAUCUCAGCGCAAGUGAGUUGGGCUUGGGUUGGUUAGGAUCGAGUUUUAAUGUCAGGUGAGUUAGUCAGGAUUAAUCACAGCAAGGGUAUGGUGGGUUAGUGGUCAGUUUAGUUGCAGGUCAGUUGAAUCAGUUCAGCACAGGUCUAUUGGUUAGGUUCAGUUUGACAUGACAGGUCAGCUGGGUUACAGAUAGUUCAGGUGUCAACUAGGUUUGAAAUCACAGGUGUCUGUUAAGCUUAGGUUGGAAGUCAUAUAUGUGUUGUGUGAGGGUAAGUUUGGUUCAUGUGUGUUGGCUUUAGACAGUUGUCAGGGAAAUCACAGGUGGGGUAGGUUUAGUUUAAGCUCUGCCGUGAUGGCUAAAGGUGAGUGGAAGAGGUCAGGCACAGAUGAUGUCCAGUUAACUGGCCGCUCUGAGUGUGAAGUGUUCGAUGAUGGAACCAACACCUUCUUCUGGAGGGCACAUACUGUGACUGUGCUGUUCAUCCUUUUUUUUAAAUUUUUUUUAUUCUCUCGGAAUCACCAUGGCAGCGUAUUUUACACAGAAAUAACCACUCAUUUUCUCCAGUGUUUGUUUUUAAUUUGUGUAUUUUUUCUCUUUUUCAGAGGAAUUGUGGCCAGUAUUCUGGUGUUCCUUUGUUUUGGAGUAACACAAGCUAAAGAUGGACCCUUCACACGUCCUCACCCAGCAUACUGGCGUUUCUGGCUAUGCGUUUCUGUUGUGUAUGAACUCUUUCUCAUCUUCAUCCUGUUUCAGACAGUGCAUGAUGGCAGGCAGUUUAUGAAAUACAUUGACCCAAAACUUGGCGUCCCACUUCCUGAAAGAGGUUAUGGCGGGAACUGCCUCAUUUAUGACCCUGGACAUCCUGCCGACCCCUUCCACAAUAUCUGGGACAAAAUGGAUGGAUUUGUUCCUGCCCAUUUUCUCGGCUGGUACAUUAAGACGCUGGUGAUCAGGGACUGGUGGAUGUGUAUGAUCAUCAGUGUGAUGUUUGAGUUCCUGGAGUACAGUCUCGAACACCAGCUGCCCAACUUCUCUGAGUGCUGGUGGGACCAUUGGAUCAUGGAUGUGUUGGUGUGUAAUGGGUUGGGCAUAUACUGUGGCAUGAAGACUCUCGGUUGGCUCUCCAUGAAACCGUAUCAGUGGCAGGGAUUGUGGAACAUCCCAACAUACAAGGGGAAAAUCAAACGUAUUGCCUUCCAGUUUACCCCGUACAGCUGGGUGAAGUUUGAGUGGCGCCCCGCAUCUAACCUGCGAAGAUGGCUGGCGGUGUUGGGUAUUAUUUUCACGUUCUUAUUGGCGGAGCUGAAUACGUUCUAUUUGAAGUUUGUGUUGUGGAUGCCUCCUGAACAUUAUCUGGUGCUUCUGCGGCUCGUCUUCUUUGUGAAUGUGGGUGGAGUGGCUAUGCGAGAGAUCUAUGACUUCAUGGAUGAUCCGAAAUUCCAUAAAAAGUUGGGCCAGCAAGCGUGGAUUGUGGCAGCCAUCACUGUUACGGAGUUUCUGAUCGUGGUCAAAUACGAUCCCAACACUAUCAUGCUGCCAAUCCCCUUCUUCAUCACACAAUGCUGGAUACUCGGAAUCGUCCUCAUCCUCAUUUGGACCUUGUGGCGGUUCUUCAUCCGUGACAUCACACUCCGAUACAAAGAAACACGCCGGCGCAGACAGGAAGGGUCUUCGGAGCGGGACAGAGUCCCUGGACACGCUGACGGCAGCAAUUUAGCCACAUCAGGCCGUAGCAAACUAAACGGCAGUAUGGACACAGUCCGACACAGGAAGCCAUGAAUGCAUCCUUCCACACACAAACAGCCGUGCACUACACAUCGCGACUGGACACACGUUUGUGUUUAUAAUCCUGUUCAGAUCAUACCAACGCUCAUGGUGUCUGUCGAGCGGCAUCCAGAGAGAUGAUGCCAUCAUUUUCUCUCCCUGCGGAGAGGGUUGUUGUGUAUAUUUAGAAAAAAUAUGUCUUUGUAGCUGUUACAUAGGUGAGGCGUUUAGGGUUCGGGGUUCACUGUCCCUCUGGUUUUGGGUUUAUUGAUCGGUGCUAUGCAGGAAAACACAUUUCGAUGCAGAACACUAUGCAGUAAACUAACAGUAGAGGAAGUGCACAACUGCACAUACAGCCAUUUAUGAAUAAAACUAUUGUUUUUAAGUUACAUUUAGCGGGUAGGAACACAGGAAACAUCCUGCUUGAGCUACAACACUAUAUUUAAAAAGCUAUGAGAAUGUAAUUAUUUAAUCGGCUGUGCCCUUCUGCUAUGCUUAGGAUGCUAAAGGAAGUUAGCGUGCCUGUUACACAAGCACCUCACACAAGGACAAUCCUUCUGACCUGUUAAACACGGGUCAGUGCCAUGACUGGACCAAAAUCGAAGAACUUUACUUUUCAUUUGCAUGUGUGAAUGUGUGCGUGAGACCAUAACGGCCAAAACAUUCAUCAUGCUGAUGCUGUGUUUAUUUCUGCAGGGAAACCACAGAUAAAUAAUAAAAAAAAAAUCAUCAGGAAGUCAUCCCAAAGUUUAUUCGUUAAGUGUAUUGGGCCGUUCGUGUAUCUGGUCACAGUGGUAGUGGUAGUCCGUCUGUAUUCUGAUAAUGUGCAAGUCCAAAAACGGCCUGAUCUGAUGUAUCAAAUGCCAUAAUAAUCUUACUGUGAAUGUAAACGUCUAGCACUAGUUUGACUUCAGCACCAAUGCCUGAGCUGUUACUGAAGGUCUUUAGGGUUCGCUUUGAUUUAACUAUGAGGGGAAAGUUAAAAUCGCAGUAUAUGUUCUCGUCCGAAUGAUCAGGAUUAUCUCUCUGAAAUCUUUGUGGGACCAUUUGAUGAUCUGUCUGCCUCUGCUUAUAGUGGUUCAUGUAAACAUGUUACAUAGAAAUGAACAACUGAGUUCAUAUUUUAUAAUGUUUUCAAUAAAUAAAAAAAGGAGUUCUUCCUCUUUAACUGU
Molecule: messenger RNA, 3312 nt
Organism: Sinocyclocheilus grahami
Lineage: Eukaryota; Metazoa; Chordata; Actinopteri; Cypriniformes; Cyprinidae
Gene: ptdss2
Product: phosphatidylserine synthase 2
Exons: 12
Coding region: 728-2155 (475 amino acids)
Biological process (GO): phosphatidylserine biosynthetic process
Molecular function (GO): L-serine-phosphatidylethanolamine phosphatidyltransferase activity
Source: RefSeq, a predicted model, not a curated record